Molecule: messenger RNA, 1615 nt
Organism: Aphidius gifuensis
Lineage: Eukaryota; Metazoa; Arthropoda; Insecta; Hymenoptera; Braconidae
Product: probable low-specificity L-threonine aldolase 2
Exons: 5
Coding region: 447-1598 (383 amino acids)
Biological process (GO): glycine biosynthetic process; L-threonine catabolic process
Cellular component (GO): cytosol
Molecular function (GO): L-allo-threonine aldolase activity
Source: RefSeq, a predicted model, not a curated record
UUUCUCUCCUUUUACUUUUCUUUUAAAAUUUUACAUUUAUCUCGCUUUACACAUUCAUCCCCUCCAUGAAAUUUUAUCACUAUAUUUUUCGUCUUUAUCAGUCUUUUAUGAUUUUAUGGUUUUUUUGCUUUGGCUCUCUCGCUUGCACUUGGUUUAUUUUACUGCGUUUUACCACCCUCUUUCACCCGCUGCUAGUAUACCGCCGCCACUUUCACCGCACAUACAACCAACAACGUCUGCGGUGAAGCAGUGCUGACCUGUGUCUAUACUGAUCCCUCUCUUUCUUUCAUUUUUUUAUAUACCUUAAAACAUACCGUUCUCUCUCUCAGCCUUUGUUGUUGUUGUUGUUGUACAUAUACCAAUUGUAAAUACCUACUCAUUAAAGCCACUAACUUUGUUACACAUUGUUCAACGCCUCUUUUUCCCCAGCGUAUAAAAUAUAUACCAUGUCUUAUGGAGAAACAAGUAAUCAUCGCACGAUGGCCGAAAUGGGGGUAAAUUCGGCUACGAAUGCAAUUAUUGUCGAUUUGCGAAGUGAUACAAUCACAAAGCCUUGCUUGGCAAUGAGACAAGCAAUGUUUUCUGCUGAAGUUGGUGAUGAUGUUUGUGAAGAAGAUCCAACUGUUAUAAACUUAGAAAAAACAGCAGCCAAUUUACUAGGCAAAGAAGCUUCAUUAUUUGUAACAAGUGGAACAAUGGGCAAUUUAAUUUCCAUAAUGGUUCAUUGUAACACAAGAGGAUGUGAAAUUUAUGUAGGUGAAGAUUCACAUAUUGUUGCUCAUGAACAAGGUGGAUCAUCACAAAUUGCUGGAGUAAUUUUACGUACCUUUCCAAAUAAUCCAGAUGGUACAUUUGAUUUAAAUAAAGUUAAAGAAAAAAUUCAUGAUCCUAGUGAUGCCCAUUAUGCUAUUCCAAAAAUGAUUGCUAUUGAGAAUACAAUAUCAGGAAAAGCAUUGCCAAUGAGUUGGAUAAAUCAAGUUGUAGAAUUUGCAAAAAAAUAUAAUUUAAAACUUCAUAUGGAUGGUGCAAGAUUGUUCAAUGCUGUCACAAAAACUGGUCUAUCAGCAAUUGAAAUUACUAGGCAAUUUGAUUCAGUAACAUUUUGCCUUAGCAAAGGUCUUGGAGCACCAGUUGGUUCUAUGCUUUGUGGAAGCAAAGAAUUUAUUAAACAAGCAAGACGAGUUAGAAAAGUCUUGGGUGGUGGUAUGCGUCAGUCUGGUGUACUUGCUGCUGCUGGUCUUAUUGCACUAGAAAAUAGAUUUAAAUUAAAUAAAGAUCAUGAAAAAGCAAAAAUUAUUAUGGAUACUAUCAAUAAUACUGGAUCAAGUCUAUUUAAAGUUUACUCACAUGGUCAAGAGACAAAUAUGGUAUUAAUUUAUAUUAAUAAUAAAACAAAAUUAACAGCAAAAUUAUUUGCUGAACGUCUUGGUCAAGUUAUUGAUGAUGACAAUGAUGAUAAAACAAUCAUUAAAGCUUGGUCGGUUUCACCUGAAUUUGUAAGACUUGUUUUUCAUCUUGAUAUAAAUGAUGAAAUGUUAAUAGCUGCACAAAAAAAAAUUACAUAUCUCAUAAAAAAAUAUGAUACAAAAUGUAUUUAGUCAAAAAUAAAAAUUUU